AUGAUCAAAGCGUCUGCUCUCCUCAAUUCAUCACCUUCACCGAUAUCUAGCGGUGUCGAAACAAUGAAUGCAGAUCAAGGAAAUGACGAUGAUGGUCGACUAACCUUGGAUACUGUACUCUCUACAAGUUCUGGACAUAAGAAAUGUGUUGCAUGUCGCAUUGACGUUUCAUCCUCUAUGGAAACGAUGCCGAAACUUGCUCGUCUUGACCUUCUCGUUUUGACCUUCUCGUUUUGCAUCGUGUUUUUGCUCCUUUUGAUCCUCAUUCAAGAAUCGCAGCUAGCAUCUUAUCUCGACUUCGACAAUCGGUUUUUAACUGAUGAAGACUACGAGGCAUGGAGGGGCUGGACCAUCGAGCAAUUCGAUCAAAUGUUCGACCAAAUCUCGAUGUACCUCCAUUCUUCUUACAAUCGCACUUCAAGAAACGCUUUCGCUAUAUUCUGGAUCAAGGUUAAAACUAAUUUAUCGUUCAGACAGAUUGACUCGUUGUUCAAUUUUGAUGGUGAUAUGGAAUCUAGACAAAGGCGAACUGCAGAAGCGUUUGAUUCAGUUGCUCAACUCAUGCUAACACAUUUUGUACCAAAUCAUCUGAGUAUUGGUCAUAUUACUCAAAAGCUUUCAGCGCAAUCCCUAACGGGAUUUAAAAUGGGAAACACCAUCCAACUGGAGAAACUUUCAACACAUAGAAUGGUCAAUUUAUUUCCCAGUGUUCAUUCCUAUUUAUUUAAACUUAAGCUGUUGAAAAUAACAUAUUAUUCUCAAUAG
Molecule: messenger RNA, 765 nt
Organism: Adineta ricciae
Lineage: Eukaryota; Metazoa; Rotifera; Eurotatoria; Adinetida; Adinetidae
Source: the annotation of a GenBank genome assembly